Messenger RNA from Zootoca vivipara (common lizard), 6334 nucleotides. Its product is annotated as long-chain fatty acid transport protein 2. Gene Ontology annotation, molecular function: long-chain fatty acid transmembrane transporter activity; long-chain fatty acid-CoA ligase activity. Gene Ontology annotation, cellular component: plasma membrane; endoplasmic reticulum membrane. The record is from RefSeq and is a predicted model, not a curated record. NCBI's taxonomy places the organism in Eukaryota, Metazoa, Chordata, Lepidosauria, Squamata, Lacertidae. Gene Ontology annotation, biological process: bile acid metabolic process; long-chain fatty acid import into cell; long-chain fatty acid metabolic process.
UGCUUUUCUGCCUUCCAUUCAGCAGGUCUCAGACGGAGACUGCAAGAGGCAGUGGGUGCCUGCAGCUUCCAGGACCUUGGGUCUUCCGAAGCCAGACCCCAGCCAUGCUUGACGUGAACACGGUUGUGUUGGGGACCUUGAUCCUUGUGUACCACCUGGGGAAAUUUUACAGCCCCUAUUUUUGGCAGGACGUGGUCUCCUUCUUUCGCGUCCUUCAUACAGGAUACAAAUGCCACAGGUGUAUCAGCCGCAAACCUCCGGUCACCUUACUGGACUUCUUCUUGGCCAAAGUCCAGAAGCACCCAGAGAAGCCCUUGGUCCUCUUUGGAGAUGAAACCUAUUCCUACCGAGAUAUCGACAGGCGCAGCAGUCAGCUGGCCAGAGUGCUCCGGGACCACGUAGGGCUGAAGGAAGGGGAAACGGUGGCUGUUUUCCUAAAGAACGUCCCAGCCUAUCUCUGGGUCUGGAUGGGACUGGAGAAGAUUGGCAGUGUCAUGGCAUGUAUCAACUAUAACAUCCGAGCCAAGUCUCUCUUGCAUGCCCUCAGCUCCUGCAAGGCCAAAGUGCUACUGACAACUCCAGAUUUCAAGGAUGCCAUUGAGGAUGUCCUUCCUAUACUAAAGAAAGAGGGAUUUCGAGUUUUCUUCCUGAGCGAAGAAUCUCCAACUGAGGCCGUGGAAGCUUUGCUGGGGCAGAUCCAGUCCAGCUCCGCCGAGCCUGUGCCCAUUUCCUUCAGAGCCAACGUAACUGGUGAAUCUACAUCCCUGUAUAUUUUCACCUCUGGGACUACAGGGCUACCGAAAGCUGCUAUCCUUUCCCAGAGGAAGCUGCUGAUAGCAUCCAACCUACCAGGCCACCUUGGGGCCCGCCCCAAGGAUGUCGUCUACAUCCCUCUCCCGCUGUACCACACAAGUGCACUCGUAAUUGGGGUUGGAGGAUGCCUGGAAGUUGGGUCUACGUGUGUCUUGAGACCUAAGUUCUCCGUUUCUGAGUUCUGGAAUGACUGCAGACGAUAUCGCAUCUCCCUGAUCCUGUAUGUGGGAGAAAUGAUGCGCUACCUGUGUAAUGUGAAAAAGACAGACAGCGACCGAGACCACUGUGUGCGAAUGGCAAUCGGCAACGGCAUGCGGGUGGAGGUCUGGAAGGAGUUCCUGGACCGAUUUGGACCCGUCCAAAUCCAUGAGAUCUAUGGAGCCACAGAGGCGAACGUCGGGUUUUUUAACUACACAGGAAAAGUCGGAGCUGUGGGAAGGUCCCACUUCCUCUACAAGAAACUGACAAAGUAUGAACUCAUCAAAUAUGACGUUGACAAGGAUGAGCCUGUGAGGGACAAGAACGGACAUUGCAUCCCAGUGACCCCAGGUGAGACAGGCUUGUUUGUGGCCAAAAUCACUGGGAUUUCCCCGUUCUACGGCUACGCAGGAGACCAACAGAAGACGAAGAAGAAGAUUCUCCAGGAUGUUUUCACCAAAGGAGACUGCUACUUCAAUAGCGGCGACCUUCUGAUGGAAGACCAAGAAGGCUUUUUAUAUUUCAAGGACCGGGUAGGAGAUACUUUCCGCUGGAAAGGGGAAAACGUGGCCACUACGGAAGUGGAGACCACCCUGGCACCAUUGAGAUUUAUCCAGGAAGUCAAUGUCUAUGGGGUACCAGUCCCAGGCCACGAAGGAAAGACUGGGAUGGCUGCAAUCUGCCUUAAGAAGGGGCACUCCUUUGAUGGGCAGGAGCUGUAUGCGCAUGCCAAUGAUUUGUUGCCAGCCUAUGCUGUACCUCGCUUCGUUCGCAUCCAGGGCACCCUGGAGAUCACGGGCACUUUCAAACAGAUCAAAAGCCAGCUGGUAAAGGAAGGAUUUGACCCUGCUGUCAUCAGUGACCCCCUCUUCUUCCUCGAUGACUCUGAAGAAUGUUACAUGCCCUUGACUCCGCAGAUCUUCAGCACCAUUGCAGAGAGGCAACUGAAGCUGUGAAAAGGGGCAAUUGUCUCUUUAACUGCCCUCGUGGCAACCUAGGAACAACUAUAGUGUUGAGCUACUUGGCUUCUGCCUGGGAAAGGAGGGAUAAUCUAAUGCUACGGCACAGCUUUCGGUGACACACUUUUUAGACAUGCAUCAUUUUGUGACACAGUAAUUCAGUUUUACAAGCAAACCAGAGAUUAAACGAACCCCUUUCCAGUCCCGAGAGGAGCACCGGGAGCAUUCACACGACACACCUACACACUGCAGCUGACACAUGAACGUGUCACGACACACGGUUCGGAAAGCUCUGUGACGUGGUUCUCAAAGUGGGCAGUUAACCACCCCGGGUUGUGGUGAUGGGAUUACACAGUGGGUGCUAAGAGACAAGUGGGGUGAUAUUGGAGGUGUAAAUGACUAUCAGACUUUGAAAAGCUGGUAUCACUGGAUUGAGUCCAUCAAAUGUGUUUAAUCAGUUGAACUAAAUAUUUUAAUUGGAUUUUGAACAAAUGUGAAAUUAAUUGCUACCAUUUUGAAUCGUAUUGUGCUAUUAUCUUCCUUAGUGGGUGGUGCAGACUGCUGUUCUGAACAAUGCUUUUUAUAGAUUAGAAGGCACUGGGGAUGAGAUUAUGGAACCAAAUGUUUGUGGCCCGAAAAGGUUUGGGAACCACUGAUUAAAUGUUUAUUUCUCAUCUGCUAACUCCAGGGUGUGAGCGUGCAUAUAUACUGGUAUGCAUAUGCUCUUGAGUGCAUUGGGAUUUAGUGUCUGCUUGUAUACACAUUGCAUGUAGUGUUCUAACAACACACUGUCUUCUGACUAAUAGCGUAUUGAUGCUUCCCUUAUGAAGUGCUGCAUUUUGAGGAAUCCCCCCUUUCCCCCCCCCACAGCAAGCUUGGAUCCAGACUGCAUUUCAAGCUGCUAAUGCAUACACUGUCAUAGAAUACCAUGUUUCUUUGUAGGAAUGGUGUUACAUUUAAAUUGGUAUAAAGGAGUAUUAAGAGCUCCACAAUCGUGGAUCAUGCAUGCUGAGGUGCAACAUUACAUGCUGAUGUUCGCAAAUGUAUGCAUAUGUAAAUCUAGAUAUGACAUACAAGUUACAUGCAAAACUCCAAAGGGAGAUAAGAAAGUUUGAAUUCUGUUUCUUCUUAUUUGAAUCUAUCUCCCUUUUCCUUACAAGUGAAACUGUGGAAAUAUAUUUUGUUAGACGUUCAUUUUUUAUUUUUUUUCAAAAAUCAUAAUUGCAGCAACAAUCACUGGGUGAGCAGGACUUUUGAUCAUGGAAUGACUUCCUGAAGUCUCAAGAAGUUCAGAAACCACCUCAUAUGUUGCCGACUCAUGCCAAAGCAGGGAAACCAACGAUCUUUCUGAUCACAUCCCUGAUUUCUUUGUUUCUCAGAGUAUAGAUGAUGGGGUUGAAAAGAGGGAUAAAAAAGGCAUAGAUGACUGCAACGAUCUUGUCAUAACGUCCCGAUCCCAUCCAUGUCAAGUGCAUGUACAUGAAGCCAGUAGUUCCAAAAAAAGUAAGGACCACAAUGAGGUGGGAGGCGCAAGUGGAAAAAAGAUCUUAACAAUGACUUUCAGUAUCUUCAUGUAUGAGAGGAGGAUGAGAAAGAUGAGGGCCAGGAUGGCGAUGGUGUGGAGGGCGAAAUCCAACAUGAUGUUGGUCGAUAUGUCUGUGCAAGCGAGACUGAUCACCUGAGGGAAGUCACAGAAUAUAUGAUCUAUAUGACUAGGCCCACAGAAGGGCAACCUGGAAGUCAGAACAAUCUCCGGCAAAGGACAUGCAAAACCACACACACAGCACCCCAGCACGAGCUGAAUGCAAAGUUGGGGCGUCAUCUUGGUCAUAUAGUUUAACGGGGCGCAGAUGGCUAAGUACCGGUCGUAAGCCAUCACUGCGAGCAAGCAGGCCUCUGAGAUCCCCACGCUGUGGAAGAAAUAGAUUUGCUGAAGGAAAUGGACUUCUUGCUCCUCAGAAGGUCCACCAGCACCCUGGGCAUGGUAACGGUGGUAUAGAACACCUCCCAGGUGGCCAGCACAGCAAUGAAGAAAUACAUGGGGACGUGAAGGCGAGGAGUGGCAGAGAUGAGGCUGAAGGUGAGAGCAUUGGCACUGAGGAUGAGCAGGUAGAUCACUAAGAAGAUGGCAAAGAGAAGUAUGCCAUAGUCGCCCAAGUUGAGGAACCCAUCAAGCUCAAACUCAGACACAGAUGUGCCAUUGAUAGAUUCUACCUGCGUCAUAAGUAGGCUAAUCUAGAACAGAAAAUAAAAUCUAUGAAGAUGGGAGGCUGGCGAAUGGAAGGUCAUGGAGUUCAUGUAUGCAUCAGACUUUCACUGCAUUUCCCUGUAACUUGAAAGAUGUUUGCGAGGAUCAUUAUUACCACACAAAUAGUAUAGGACAGGUCAAUCUGUUUAACCAAAGGUCCAGAAAUUUUAUUUGGAUCUGUGUGUCAAUUACAUAAAACCCAGUUGUACUUCCAUUCUCAGAUAUGAUUGGAAAAAACCGUGGGUUGGGGGUGGGAGGGGAAGAGGAACAUUUCUUUUACGUGGCGCUUUCCGGGUCAUGAGGCCAGCAGGACUAAACCACUUCUGGCACAAUGGGAUACCGUGACGGAAACCAGAGUGCACGGAAACGCCGUUUACCUUCCAGCCUCAGCGGUACCUAUUUAUCUACUUGCACUGGCAUGCCUUCGAACUGCUAGGUUGGCAGGAGCUGGGACCAACCAACGGGAGCUCACCCUGUCGCAGGGGUUCAAACCGCCGACCUUCUGAUCGGCAAGCCCAAGAGGCUCAGUGGUUUAGACCACAGCGCCACCCGUGUCCUAGUAUUAGAAGCGAUGGUUAAUAAAGGCUGUGCACUGCUGUGCUCCCCCCCUGCUGAAAGCGAUGGGCACAGUCAUUGAAGACAAACAUAGUGCAUAAACAUAGGAUGGGGUGCCUCAUCGUGCAGGUGGCGAGAUCCCACCAAUCACAAGAGACAGGAAAGUAGAUAUUGCCCAUGGUACCUGGGACUGAAAUGAGUUCAUCUCUUUUCUUCAAAAGAGAGUUGUUUACUCUGCUUUCAAUGCCAGGACUCUAUAGCAUUUGGGAAGUGAUGACAGUGCCUCUGAGUGAUACAGCUUGUCUUUCCACCUCUAACAAACCACACCCAGUUCUCAAACAUUCAAGACUAAGAAGCAGAGACUGGAGGCCAGAUGAAUUAUUUCCUCAACGCUUUCAGAAGAUUAAUAAUAAUAAUAAUAAUAAUAAUAAUGUCUCACCUAUGAAUUGCAUCCCAUGAGGCAUCCCAAAGUAAUUUACAAUGUAAUAAAAACAUAUAUAAAAUAAUGCAAAUAUAAAAUAUGGUGUGUGUGGAUGGAUAGAUAGAUAGAUAGAUAGAUAGAUAGAUAAGAUAGGUAUUUAAAACAGCAACAGGACAUAUGUAAAAUCAAUUAUAUCCAAUAUAGAUACCAACAAGGACAGAUACCUUAAUUUAGUAGACUUGUUGAAAGAAGAACAUAUUUGGCAGGUGCCGAGAAAACAAGAGUGAUGGUGCCUCUGAUGUUUAAUGGGAGUUCCAAGGAGUAGAUGCUCCAAUGGCAAAGGCUCAAUUCUGGUAUUGUGGAGAAUGAUCAGGCAGUACCUGAAGGAUGCCUUCUCCUGCAGAAAGCAGUGGUUUUGAUUCGGCGUGUAGAUAAGUGAGACAAUCUUUUAGGUGUACCAAUCCCCUCGUCCACAAUGGAAAAAUAUUAUACCUUUCCAAGACCCUCGUGGACAUCCCUUGUUUACUGUUACUCAGACUAUAGUGCUUCAGAACAACACCGUUCCCCCAGGAAAGCAACCUACCCUAUUGAGUAUAAAUAUGAAUAUCUCCUAAAGUCCAACUAUACCUGGAGGGUUUUAGACUGGAAGAAAUUGGAUCCAAAAGCUCUGGAGGCCCCAAACAUAAGGCUGACUCUUUUUCACACACCACAGGAGCCCCUGCGCUGCAAUUCACACAACACACCAGGGAGUAGUAAUUCCCACUGAGUUUAUUUGUGAGUAAAUGCGCUGAAGUGUGCAGAGAAAAGAAAUGCAAUGGUGCACCUGUAGUCUCUCCCAUAUUGGUCUCCAAAGCCACAGCUGGUGCUGUAACUCUCCAGUGGUUUGACUUUAUCCCGGAAGGCACACAAUUCAAUUGUCUCCCGAGAUGCCAACACAAAAAUCCACUUAGGAGUGGGCUGCAUAUCUUUUGAAAGGGAAGGAAUGCCUCUCUUCCGAAAAAGUUUGCUCUUAUAGUUAAUGAGGGAGCUUUUAAAAUAGUUAAUUUGGGUAGUUGUCAUGCACCUUACUUGAAGGGUAUGAUUUUAAAAAGCAAAGAAAGCAGGAAACGAAUAAUCAAAACAAAUCUCCCAAAAGAACAA